AUGCUGCUUAGUACGCACAACUCGGCGGAUCUAGGCAACGCGAGUUUCUUGUCCCUCAAUGAUAGCCGGUACAUUGCUGAUCGCACGGCAUUGCGAAUCGCGUUCCAUGGAAAGGUUCCUCUCCUUGACUUUGACGUCAAAGAUAUCGACAAGAUCAUGCCGUUAGUUGCAUGGCGUCAACUCUCUCAUCGGCUCAGCAACGCGGUAGAAGAGCACAUUACUUACGUGAGCGCGCCUAUGGCCCACCAACUUUGGUCCGAAAACAUCCAGAAGAAAGCAAAGUACAUCGCUCUCCUUGGGACCAAAGCCACGCAGAGUCUGGCCAUGCCUAUCUUCAAAGUUUCGCUAGCUUUGGGUAUCUCAGUGCAAAGAAAGAUUGGCAACAUAGUGGUCGUCUUGCGGAACCCUCUCAAGAAUACCAAUCAAAGGGUUGACAUCGAGCUCGCUGACUUGUUUAGUCGGCUAUUUGCAAUCCAGGACGUCGAACGCGGCCUUCUCAUCUCGCACAUUCUCAAAGGCAGCUUUUCCGAUAUGAGAGACAUGUUGGAAGGAGUCAACAUUCGGGUUCCCUUGGACAGCUUCGACCUCAACAUCUCUAGAGGCGUGUCCAGCUCAGUGAACAACCUGACUGAAGAUCCCGCCGCCAUGUACAGAGAGUUGGCUAGUGCAAAUGCGGUUCCUGGAGAUGUUGCCAGGCAGUCGGUUCCGAUGAUGUCACACGCUCAGGUCUACGAUACAGAUUUUGAGGACUAUGAUUCAGACUACGACCCCCAAUCAUACAGGUUCGCGGAAGUCGGCUUUACGGCAGAAGAUUUUCCAGAGAAGCAUUGGACAAGCCAUCUUCGAAAGAGAUGUGGUUACUCGGACUUCCUCGGUGAUGAGUCGACCACAGCUGAUUUUACCUACACGAACGACGGAGGGGAAUACAUGCUCCCGCUACUUCACAAUGUGGGCAUCGUCGAGGAGACUUGGUUCCGCCGAACCAUCACGUACCACAUGGAAGUGAAGGGAACGGUUCGCGGACUCGAGGAGCCUUUCCAACUCAGUCAGAAGCAGAUGAAUUUGCGCUUGGAUAAGAGCAAGAUACCGAAGGAUGUCUUCAUUGUCAUCCUAGUCUACGAAGUCGAGGGAGACAAGCCCAGCUUUCGUUUCUACCUCGACCCGUGGACUAAGAUCUUCGAUGGAGGACUGGUGCUGACAUCGGAUCAUGGAUACUGCGUCGCCCCUUCGGUCGCAAGAUGGACCUGA
Molecule: messenger RNA, 1248 nt
Organism: Colletotrichum godetiae
Lineage: Eukaryota; Fungi; Ascomycota; Sordariomycetes; Glomerellales; Glomerellaceae
Exons: 5
Coding region: 1-1248 (415 amino acids)
Source: RefSeq, a predicted model, not a curated record